Amphibalanus amphitrite is the source of this 6261-nucleotide messenger RNA. RefSeq lists its product as uncharacterized. Gene Ontology annotation, biological process: signal transduction. Lineage: Eukaryota; Metazoa; Arthropoda; Thecostraca; Balanomorpha; Balanidae. The coding region runs from base 127 to 6126 and encodes 1999 amino acids. The record is from RefSeq and is a predicted model, not a curated record. The transcript is spliced from 37 exons.
GUGGAGCGGUUUCGGCGCCGCCUGUUCUCCAGCGUCGCCGAUAGGCUAAAGGCCGUCCAAUCAGUUCACCUCUCGACUGCCGGGCGGCAGCACCAUCGCGCCAGGCGGAGUGUCCCCGAGACCGGAAUGGCGCUGCACCGCGACGAGCAAGGUGUAGAUGUUCUGCAGAAGGACAAUGGUGCAGAAAAGGUGUGGGACUUCCCGGCCCCUGGAGCCCAGCAUGUGCACAUUUUCAAAGACCAGGACAAGACCUAUGCCCUGGCAGCAUUUGGACGAGGAUCGAAAACCAGUUGGCUAUAUGAGCUGGUGGGUGACUCAUGGACGGCACGCUCCAACCUGUCGACGUUUGGCGCCGUCGAGUUCACGUCGUUCGUGCGCGAUAACAGCCGGUACGUGCUGGCUGCCGAGUACGACUGCGGCGCCAACCGGGCCGACAAGCAGGGCUCGGUGCUCUACCGGCUGACAGGCGGACAGCUGCAGCUGCAGCACGUGCUGCCCGGCGGCCAUCCCACCGACGUGGCCAUCUGGAAAAACUUAGAUACGGUCCACAUCGGCGUGGCCUCCGAGUUUGAGAGUAAUGCCUACGGGAGGGCCAACUACCACGUCAACAGCAGCGUCUUCAAGUGGACGGACGGCAACUUCCUGCGCCACGCGGUGCCGACGCACGGUGCUCGGGAUCUGGAGCCGUUCCGCAUGCACAGCCACUCGUUCCUGGCGGUGGCCAACCACCGCAACAACGACGGCAGUCUGAACCUGUAUAGCGAGGUGCUGCGCUACAGUUUGGCGACGGGUCAGUACCGGUCGUACCAGCGUCUGCCGACGCGCGGCGCCGUCCGGUUCCGUCACUUCAGCUGGGGAGACGGCGUCAGUGCCGAGCACUUUCUGGUGGUGGCCAACCAGGCCGACCGAGACUCUGCUGCCGACGAGGUGGACUACGGGGUCAGCUCUGUCAUCUACAAGUUCUCCCAGAGCCAGUUUGUGCCGUUCCAGUGCAUCCCGACCGUUCGAGCCAGAGAUGUGCUCCCCGUCUGGGGCCCCAGCGGCGAGUUCGUCCUGGCCUUCCUGGACAACUCCGGUCUGAAGCUGUACCAGUACACCGGCUGGCGGUUUGUGCUGGUGACCCUGGUGCCACUGGUGCCGGCUGGUGACACUCGCCUCUCGUCCUUCACACACGACGGCUUCAGCCACCUGACGGUGGGCAGUGCCGCCGGGCCGGACGGUCUACCCUCCGUGUACCGGCUGCGGUUCGAGCGGCGCCACGACCUGCUCAACCUGCACACCGGCUGCACGGAGUGGUGCAGCGGGCUGCAGGCCGAGCUGGGACGGCUGCAGCCGCGUGUGGACGCCCUGCGAGCUCGGCUGCAGGAGGCGCCCCGGGUCGACCAGCCCGUGACGUUCGUGUCUCUGCACGUGAAGGCGACGCAGCUGGUGCACUUCAGCGCCGUGUCUGUGGAUAACGUCCGUCUGCCGCACAACGUGACCCUCAACUCCGGACUGCUGGCGCGGCUGUCGACUCUCCGUGGGCGGCUACAGCAGAGUCUGAUCACUCUGGAUAGGCUGCGAGAGCGACUGGACGGCGCCGUCUCCAUCGCCGCCAACCACACCUUCGCGCAGACGGUGAUCCUGACCGGCUCGUGGCACCUGAGCACCGUCUCCGCGCGACGACUGCAGCUGCGCGCACUGAACAGCGUCACUAACGUAUCCGAGCUGCUGGCCGCCCUGGUGCGCACGGACCGACCUUUCAGCAGCGAGGCCGCGCGCCUGACGCUCGACAGUCUCCGGCUGAGCGCUGGGGCUAAUCUGACGGUCGGCACUCUGAGCCAUGUCCGACCGUCCAGUUUCGUCACACUCAGCGGUGACCACGAUAUCACGGCCAGUAAGGUUCUGGGCGGUCAUGUAACCGCAGCCGAUGUCCGUGCUCAGUUUGUGAACGGACUUCGCGUCAGCGGUGACACCGUGCUGGUGCAGGGAACAUUGCCAGCCGGUGUGACCCGAUUCAGCAGCCUGACCGUGGCUGACCUGCGGGUCCAGUACAUCAACGGCAUCGAUGUGAAGAAGGUGAUGCAGCAGGCGGUGUUGUCCGGAGGCGGCCGGCUCACCGGCCCAGUGUAUUUCGCCGGUCCGGUGACCAUCCAUUCGGCCACUGUACGCAGCAUUAACGGCGUCUCUGUGAAUCGACUGCUGCGGAAGGCCUUCACCACCACCGGCGGACAGAAUAUCACGGGCUCAUGGACGGUGGGCCGUCUGAUCGUAACCCGCGACCUGACGCUGGCGGGCACACUGGGCGGACUCCACGUACCGGAUGACUUUGUGCCAGUGAAUCGUCCCGAGCUCAGCUAUCGAGUUGGGCAGCUAUCGUUCUCCGAGGUCACCGUACACGAGCUGACCGUCACCGAGAGGAUGGGACCGGUCCGGGUGAUUGACGGCCUGCUGCAGCUUCUGCUCACCUCCGGAGACCAGCUGAUAGUCAGUAAGAAGACUGUCGGCUCCCUGCACCUGGCCAGCAACUCGACCGUCAGCGGCACCGUCAACGGCGUCAACAUCACCGAGGAGCUGCUGGAGACGGCGCUGGAACAGUCGGCAUCCAGAAUCGACGGCGAUAAGGUGAUUCGCGGUGACGUCAUCAUCGUGUCCGACCUGCGUCUUAGCGGCCUGCUCAACGGACUGGACGUACCGACCAUGCUGCGGUCGGCACUCAAACUGAGGGACACCGCCCUGCCGGCCAUGGAGUUCGAACACCUGGAGAUCUCCGGUGACCUGCGCGCCGCGCUACUGAACAACAUCUCCCCCACCGAGUGGGUGAUGACCUCCGGAGUCGACCAGAUCAUCACCGGCAACAAGGCGCUGCUGGCCCUCUCCGCUGCCGACAUCACGGUGGACCUGCUGAACGGCCUGCAGGCGGACGGCUUCUUCGGCAGCGUGCUGAGGACCGAGGGCGACCAGCACGUUCGCGGGCCGCUGCUGUUCGCGGCGGAGACCGUGUUCGAUACUGUGGCCGCCAACUACGUCAACUGGCAGGGCUACAACCUGACGGAGGAGGUGGUCACCGUCAGCGGGUCUCACGUCAUCACCGGCACGAAGCUGUUCUCCGCGCCCCUCCAGGUAGCUGACCUGCAGGUCACUGACCUCUGGGUGGACGGUCUGGUGGACGGUGUCAACGUCUCCGCGUUACUGACCCACGCGGCCGACGCCGUCAACACCACGUACAUGACUGUGACGGGCUCCCAGAAGUUCACCAGCCGGGUCACAGCCUCCUCUCUGGUGGUAACUGGUAAGGUGAACGGGGACGACCUCGUCGCCACGCUGCACGACGCCGUCCGAGACGCCCUGGUGGUCGGCGAUAUGGCGUUCGACGCGGCGGUGACGGUGGAGCGGCUUACAUUCACAGGUUCGAUGGACGGCGUGUCUGCCGCCGAGUUCGGCUCCGACUGGCUGGUGUCGGGCGGAGGACAGACUCUGGCCGGGCCGCUCCAGUUCACCCGUGACGCCAUGAUCACCACGCCAACACUCACUGUGACGCUGGGGGGACGGCUGAACGGUGUCGUCGGCGGAAAACUGCUGGACGGACGGAUACCGGUCAAUGAGGAGGUGGUCAUCACACAGAAUGUCACCAUACAGUCCCUGGCGACGCCGGAGGUCACGAUCGAGAUGGAGGGUAUGAAUUUCACGGACGUAAUGCGCCAGAACCAGAGCCAGGUGGUGCUCGGAGUCAAGGUGUUUUUGGGCGGGAUGCGCGCGCUAAACACGUUCUCCGUGGAAGGACCUAUCAACGGGGUCCUACUGGACGAGGUGUGUCGGCGGACCGUGCUCCCUGGCGACGGCGGCGUCGCCUUCGAUAAAGUCACCGUCCACGGUGACGUCACGCUCCACCAAGUGACGGACCUUCUGUCCUGGACCGUGAACGGGGUGGCCCUGGGUGAGCUGGAGCAGCGCUACUGGCUCCGGGACGCCCGUCAGACCCUCAACGGACGCGUCACGCUGGCCAAACCUUACUUCACCGCCGUGGAAGACGUCCAGACUCUGCUGUCCGGAGAGUCGGCGGUGACGGUGGACCUGAAACCCUACAUGGCGAACUAUUGGAGCCUCUCCCGACCUCAGACGGUCAGCGGGCCGGUCACCUUCCUCUCUGACGUCAAACUGGCAUCGCUGUCCGCCAAUGAGCUGACGGUGCUGGGCCUGCUGAACGGCCGCCGCCUGUCCACUCUGCGGGACUCUGUACUGACACUGGACGGAGGUAGCGUCACUGGCGAGUGGGUGCUGCCCGAACUGGUGGUCACAGGUCCCGUAUCGUUCAUCACUCUGAACGGGAUCCCCGGUUCGGCCCUGGUGCCGACCUCUGCGUCCGAGGUUCACUUCACUGCCCGACAGACCGUCCGCUACAUGGUGGUCCUCGGUGACGUCAUACUGCCGGACGGCGGCCUGGUCUACCGGCUCGACCUCUCCCACGAGCUCAACACCACAAACUUCCUCUCUGGUCGACCAGGGGGACUGACGCCUCUGGUGGUCACCUCGGAUGUGGUGUUUGGCUGCGAGGCGCUCACGUUCACCCAGCCGCUGACGGUCCUGGGCACUGUGAACGGUGUCCGCCUGACGCGCUCUACCGUUCUGACGCUCUUCUCCGGUGAACAGCAAGUACCCGGUGUGACCCGUCUCAUCCACGUGGGCGGGCCGUGCCUGAAGCUCCCUCAGCUGACUACGCGACUGCUGAACGGGGUCGAUAUUGAGAGGCUCAUCAAACACGCGGUGCGAGUGGUCGGUCUGGCCUCGCAGAGUGACACAGCCCUGGUCGUCACCGGGCACUGGACAUUCACUAACGUCCCCGCCAUGCUCGGAUACUACGCGGACGACGCGGAUGCUGAACAGCGGAUGGCUGAGCUGCUGCGGCAGGUGCUGUGGACGCUCCAGCAGCUCGGCAGCCUGAACCAGACAGCGGCCGACGAGCACCUGAUCGUCCUCAGAGACAUCUACCGGGCUCUGCAGGAAGCUAGAGGUCAACUGCAGCGCGCCAGCUACCUGCAGUACUUUGUCUCGGUACAGCGCUGGUCGUCCGACAUUGUACGCCUGCUGCCUGUGUUUGUGGACGGAGACUCGUCUCCGCCGGCCUUCCUACUGGCCGUCUGGCCGGACCGGGUGCAGCUGCUUCGCUGGCGGCCAGGAGACAACUUUGGACGGUGGAUUGAUGGCCCCCGGUACCCGGAGCGCCGGGUCGCCGCUAUGGCCGGUCUGCGGCUCGCUGACGGCACCGCCUACAUAGCAGAGGCGCGGCUGACCGAGCCGGGCGGCGGACAAGAGGUGGAGGACCGGGUCUACCGCUGGGACGACCCCGCUCUGAGUCAGCUCGGUGAUGCUGUGAACUACAUUUUCCUAUACCACCGUGAUGUCCUGACGCAGUCGCUGGCAAUGCCGAGCCACAAAACGGUCGACGUCACGAGUCUGAAGCCGUCUCCGGAUCACGACUGUUUCCUGUUCGUCCACUUUGCUGGCAACGGCUCCCACCUGGUCUGCCACAGCGCCGGACAGCGCGGCUUCGUCGUCCACCAGACCAUACCGACUCACCGUGCACGUCAGGCGUCUGUGUACUCUGCCUCCGGCUCUGUAUGUGUGGCGCUGGCCGGCGGCGGUCGGGUGGACCUGUGGUGCUGGGACUCUGAGCUGCUGCGUCUCUCCCGGAGACAAACCAUAGCUGCCGCUGCGGUGGGCGUCACCACGGCCCAGCUCGGGGGGCGGACACUGCUGACGGUGACCAGAGCCGACUCGGGAAAACUGACCGGCCUCGUGGACAUCUACGGGCUGGAGCCGGCCUGGAGUCAGUUCCGACACCUGCAGACGGUGCCGGUGUGGGGUGUACGCGCCGCGCGACUGCUGACCCUGCCCUCCGAGCAGCUACUCCUUGCCUGUCUGACCGCUGACGGACGCGCCGUGUACCUAGAGUACCGCGGCCCGAGCGGCUUCGAGCCGCGCGGGGAACUCAGCGUGGGACCGGCCGCAUCCCUGGAGGUGUACAAUAUGGAAGGACUGGCCACCCAACUGGCGGUGGCCGGUAGACCCACCCUGGAUAUGUUCGCGCUCGAGGAACACUACCCGGCAGCUGUGUUUGCUGGGAAGUUCAUGGGACACGCCUGGUAGAAGGAGAUCGACAAGUGGUUCUGCGGAUCACAGAACGGUGGGUUCGACGGCUGUGAAGUUUUGCGAGUCGGGGCGUUGUUAGCUGUUGGGCGCCUGGCUGUUACUUUGGAAUUGUUUUGUCCUGGUUGCUACUUU